Corvus hawaiiensis (hawaiian crow) is the source of this 714-nucleotide messenger RNA. Its product is annotated as CKLF-like MARVEL transmembrane domain-containing protein 5. Bases 67 to 693 code for a protein of 208 amino acids. The record is from RefSeq and is a predicted model, not a curated record. The transcript is spliced from 5 exons. Lineage: Eukaryota; Metazoa; Chordata; Aves; Passeriformes; Corvidae. Gene Ontology annotation, cellular component: membrane.
CCCCCAGACCCCACAGGGACCCCCCCAGCCGGACCCCCCCGGGACCCCCCCGGGACCCCCCCCGCUAUGGGGCAGCCGGAGCCGCCGGGGGUCUUCGACCUGGGGGUGCUGAGAACGCCCCGGGGGCUGCUGCUGGCGGGGGAACUGGUGCUGUCCGGGGGGGUGGUGGCCCUGCUGGCCCCCCCCGCGCCCCCCACCUUGGCCCCGGCGCUGCUCCAGACCCUGGCGGGGGCUGCGGCCCUGGGGGGGCUCCUGCUGCGGGACCCCCCCCAGCUGCCCCCCGGCUACGGCACCUGCCUGGACCUGCUCCGGGCGGUCAGUGGGACCCUCAUCUUCCUCGUGGUGGCCCUGGUGGCCUUGGCCUCGUCCCGCGACGCCCUGGCUGCCACCACCUUCACCUUCAGCCUCGUCCUCGCCUUGGUCUUCGCCUUUGACACCUUCGUCACCUUCCGCACCCGGGUGGCCCCGGCCCUGGGACACGGUGAGGGCCACGGGGGCCUCGGGAUCCCGACACGGAGCGCGGCUGACGGCCACCGCCCCCCACCACUGUCCCCUUGUCCCCCUGUGUCCCCUCCCCACUUUGGGGGUCCUGCCCCCCAAAUUAAACCUCGUCCCACACCUGGUGCUGCUCAGGGUCGUGUUGGUGGGGUGGGGUGGGCGAGGGGACAUCGUGUCCCUCUCGUGGCUCAUUAAUGAAUUCAUGAUGGCGUUGGG